This is a messenger RNA of Mixia osmundae IAM 14324, 597 nucleotides long. RefSeq lists its product as uncharacterized. NCBI's taxonomy places the organism in Eukaryota, Fungi, Basidiomycota, Mixiomycetes, Mixiales, Mixiaceae. The coding region runs from base 1 to 597 and encodes 198 amino acids. Gene Ontology annotation, cellular component: nucleolar ribonuclease P complex. The record is from RefSeq and is a predicted model, not a curated record. The transcript has 2 exons. Gene Ontology annotation, biological process: tRNA processing.
AUGCCUGCAAAGGCAAACCGAAAAGAGCCACAGGUGCAAAACAAGGAGCUUCUUCUGCGCAUCUCUUUCCUCAAGCAAGCUGGCAAUUUCUUGGCUGGCCUCUCUGCAACUCAACCCGGACCGCCAACAGUCUCAUGCAAUGCCAGCGGGGCAAGGAGCGAUGCCAAGAUAGCGAAGAGAAGCAAGAAUCAUGCAACGGCUGAGCGGAUGAACGCGACAACAGGCUCGAUGAUGGCUUCCAUUGCCCAAAAGGCGACAUUGCGAACCUCACCUGCACUCAAACGGACUAUUUGCCCCUCGUGCAGAGCGGUGCUCGUGCCUGGUCUGACAUGCAGCGUCAGGAACCGUCCUAGCGGGGUGCAUGGACAUCUGCUCAAGACGACUUGCUGGCCAUGUCGCGCUGUCAGAUCCUUACCGCAACCGCCAUUGCUCUCGAGCGCAAGCGAGAAUCCUGCUCAGCAAGCCGAUGGGUCGUCUGUACCGCCGGAGGAGAUAGUCAGUGGGGCUAGACGAUCGUCGGCAAGAGCCGUGCGCAAUAAGAAACGUGCGCGCAAGCCUAUCUUCUUCGAGCGGAAUCCUUCGUAUGUGACGAUCUAG